Cynocephalus volans (Philippine flying lemur) is the source of this 3906-nucleotide messenger RNA. It is a transcript of the gene WDR59, whose product is annotated as WD repeat domain 59. The record is from RefSeq and is a predicted model, not a curated record. NCBI's taxonomy places the organism in Eukaryota, Metazoa, Chordata, Mammalia, Dermoptera, Cynocephalidae. Gene Ontology annotation, biological process: positive regulation of TORC1 signaling; cellular response to amino acid starvation. Gene Ontology annotation, molecular function: protein binding; signaling adaptor activity. Gene Ontology annotation, cellular component: vacuolar membrane; Seh1-associated complex. The coding region runs from base 99 to 3017 and encodes 972 amino acids. The transcript is spliced from 27 exons.
GGGGUCGGCCCGGACGGGGUUUCGGGAUUCCCCGCGGGGGUCCGGGGAGUGGAUCCGCCUUGGGACGCUGAGGCAGAGAUUGCGCGCGGGCAACUGCAAUGUCUGUGGACUGUCUGGGACAGCAUGCAGUGCUUUCUGGCCGCAGAUUCCUGUACAUCGUCAAUCUAGAUGCCCCUUUUGAAGGUCACCGUAAAAUCUCUCGCCAGAGCAAAUGGGACAUUGGAGCCGUGCAGUGGAAUCCUCAUGACAGCUUUGCGCACUAUUUUGCAGCUUCGAGUAACCAACGCGUUGACCUUUAUAAGUGGAAAGACGGCAGUGGGGAAGUUGGCACAACCCUGCAAGGCCAUACCCGUGUGAUCAGUGACUUAGACUGGGCAGUGUUCGAGCCAGAUCUCCUGGUUACCAGCUCUGUGGACACCUACAUCUACAUUUGGGAUAUCAAAGACACAAGAAAACCUACUGUGGCACUAUCUGCUGUAGCGGGUGCCUCCCAGGUCAAAUGGAAUAAAAAAAAUGCUAACUGCCUUGCCACCAGCCAUGAUGGUGAUGUACGGAUAUGGGAUAAGCGGAAACCCAGUACAGCAGUGGAAUAUCUAGCAGCCCAUCUCUCCAAAAUCCAUGGCCUGGACUGGCACCCAGACAGUGAGCACAUUCUUGCUACCUCCAGUCAAGACAACUCUGUCAAGUUCUGGGAUUACCGCCAGCCUCGGAAAUACCUCAAUAUUCUCCCUUGCCAGGUGCCUGUUUGGAAGGCCAGAUACACGCCUUUCAGCAAUGGAUUAGUGACUGUGAUGGUUCCCCAACUGCGGAGGGAAAAUAGCCUUCUCCUGUGGAACGUCUUCGACUUGAACACCCCUGUGCAUACCUUUGUGGGGCACGAUGAUGUGGUGCUGGAGUUCCAGUGGAGGAAACAGAAAGAAGGAUCCAAGGACUACCAACUGGUUACAUGGUCCCGGGAUCAGACCUUGAGAAUGUGGCGGGUGGAUUCUCAGAUGCAGAGGCUUUGUGCAAAUGACAUAUUAGAUGGUGUUGAUGAGUUCAUCGAGAGCAUUUCUCUUCUGCCGGAACCAGAGAAGACCCUGCACACUCAAGAUACAGAUCACCAGCACAACUCAAGCCAUGGUGAGGAAGAAGCCUUAAAGGAAGAUCCCCCCAGCAAUCUCUUGGAAGAGAGGAAAUCAGAUCAAUUGGGACUGCCUCAGACUCUGCAGCAGGAGUUCUCCCUGAUCAAUGUGCAAAUCCGGAAUGUCAAUGUGGAGAUGGAUGCAGCGGACAGGAGCUGCACAGUGUCUGUGCACUGUAGCAACCAUCGCGUCAAGAUGCUGGUGAAGUUCCCUGCACAGUACCCAAACAAUGCUGCGCCUUCUUUCCAGUUUAUUAACCCCACAACCAUCACAUCCACCAUGAAAGCUAAGCUGCUUAAGAUCCUGAAGGACACUUCUCUGCAAAAAGUGAAACGCAACCAGAGCUGUUUGGAGCCCUGCCUGCGCCAGCUCGUCUCCUGCCUCGAGUCUUUUGUGAACCAAGAAGACAGCACUUCCAGCAACCCAUUUGCGCUCCCAAACUCCGUCACACCACCCUUACCAACAUUUGCACGGGUGACCACUGCCUAUGGAUCGUACCAGGAUGCCAAUAUUCCCUUUCCUAGAACUUCUGGAGCGAGGUUCUGUGGUGCAGGUUAUCUGGUGUAUUUCACAAGACCCAUGAUGAUGCAUCGAGCAGUGUCUCCAACAGAACCUACUCCGAGAUCCCUCUCAGCCUUGUCUGCUUAUCAUACUGGCUUGAUAGCACCGAUGAAGAUCCGCACAGAGGCCCCUGGGAACCUUCGUUUAUACAGUGGAAGCCCCACUCGCAGUGAGAAAGAGCAGGUCUCCGUCAGCUCCUUCUACUACAAGGAGCGGAUGUCUCCUCGCUCUGCCCGGCGACGUUGGUCCAUACAAGCAAUUAACGACUUCCCGAAAUCAAGGCGGUGGAAAAGUAAGCGUGAGGGAUCAGACUCUGGCAAUCGACAGAUCAAGGCUGCUGGGAAAGUCAUCAUCCAGGAUGUUGCAUGCCUCCUUCCUGUUCACAAAGCACUGGGAGAACUGUACAUACUGAAUGUGACUGAUAUUCAGGAAACAUGUCAGAAGAAUGCCACUUCUGCUUUGCUUGUUGGAAGAAAGGACCUUGUCCAGGUUUGGUCGCUGGCUACAGUAGCUACAGAUCUUUGCCUUGGUCCGAAGUCUGACCCAGAUUUGGAAACACCCUGGGCUCGACAUCCAUUUGGGCGACAGCUGUUGGAGUCCCUGUUGGCUCAUUAUUGCCGACUCCGGGAUGUUCAGACAUUGGCCAUGCUCUGCAGUGUGUUCGAAGCCCAGUCUCGGCCUCAGGGAAUACCAAACCCCUUUGGGCCUUUCCCUAACCGUUCUUCUAAUCUUGUAGUGUCCCACAGUCGAUAUCCCAGCUUUACUUCCUCAGGUUCCUGCUCCAGUAUGUCAGACCCAGGGCUCACCACUGGCGGCUGGAACAUAGCAGGAAGAGAGACAGAACACAUAUCUUCACCUUGGGGAGAGUCUUCACCAGAAGAACUCCGCUUUGGGAGUCUGACCUACAGUGAUCCUCGUGAGCGAGAACGUGACCAGCAUGAUAAAAAUAAAAGGCUUCUGGAUCCCGCUAAUACCCAGCAAUUUGAUGACUUUAAGAAAUGCUAUGGAGAAAUCCUCUAUCGCUGGGGUCUGAGAGAGAAACGAGCUGAAGUGCUGAAGUUUGUUUCCUGUCCUCCUGAUCCUCACAAAGGGAUCGAGUUCGGCGUGUACUGCAGCCACUGCCGGAGUGAGGUCCAGGGCACGCAGUGUGCCAUCUGCAAAGGCUUCACAUUCCAGUGUGCCAUCUGCCACGUAGCCGUGCGUGGAUCAUCCAAUUUCUGCCUGACCUGUGGGCAUGGUGGCCACACCAGCCACAUGAUGGAGUGGUUUCGGACCCAGGAAGUGUGUCCCACUGGGUGUGGGUGCCACUGUCUACUCGAAAGCACUUUCUGAACUUACAGACCCUGGGAGUUGUAGAAAAUCCCAGAGGAACCCGUAAAUACAGGGACAAGGUCUUUGCCAGGAGAGAGGCUCCAGAACCCAGGUUUAUCCCUGAUGAGAUGGGAGUCUGUUCCCCUCAAAGACUGCCAGUAACAUCAGUUCUUUGUGAGCUUCUACGUUCUCUUCUGCUGUUCUGGCAUAGACAUCGCUGUGAGGAGGCGAGGGCAGACGUGCAGAGCCCUGCUCAGCCAUGCUUUGUGUUGUCUGGUCUGCUGAGCAGCUGCGGUGGAAGUUCUCAUUGAGAAAAGCACCUGCUCCAGAGCCAUAUUAACCUGUACAGUGUUCCCCUUCAACCACCGAAUAGUGUUUUCCUGAUGCCAAAACAGAGACCAAAGUCAGAUGCAAGAGACAGUCUCCUGAGUCAAAGGACAGUGUAUAUAACUGAAGUGACGAGGGCCUGUGCUGUCUGUGGCUUUAGGAGUUGGUACAUUUAAUGAGCUGAUGGACAGUGGCCUUGUAAAAUAUGAUACUAAAACUGUAAAUAUAUGAUGUACUUAAGGUUUCUCCAGCUGCUGUCCCUUGGCUAAUAAAAUUUUAGUGAUUGUUUUUUUUUUAAAAAAGACAAAGUUGAACAGCAUUUUAGUGAAUCCUCUUUUUACACUGCUUCUAAUUGAAGCUAGUCAGUGCACAGAUUUUUAAAGGAAAUGCUGAUUUACUUUUGUCAUCUGACAGAAGAAAAUAGAAUUUGACCUUCAGGGUUCUUCCCAGUCCCAAGAGUCUUGUAAUUAUUUCUUCCAGCAGGAGGAAGACACAGUUGCGUCGCAGCACUGACAUGAAGUCUUCCCUUGCCUCUGCACAAGGUGGCUGGGCUCCCUCACUCUGCACUUGGGUUCCUUGCAAC